AUGUCGCCCCGCUCAAUCUCGACACGACGGCCCCCUGAUUUUGUCAAGAAGCUGUACUUGUAAGUAUUCCGCCCUCUUGCUUUGUCUCCUGCUCACGGCCGCGCAGCUGAUCCACCUCAACUCUGCUGCUCCGCGACAGCGCUCUCGAGGCGGCUCGGCAAACCCACGAACCUGACCUUCGAUGGGUCUCUCCGGGCGAGUUCGAGAUUACGGGAGAUCAAAAACGUGCACUCGAGGUCUUGCAACGGUACCAGCUCGAUUUCAAACUGUAAGUACCGCUGCGUUCCGUGCGGAUUCCCUCGCGAGUCAUCGACUUCCAGAGUCGCGACGGCGCUGCCAGCCUGCCAGCCUGCCAGCCAGCCCAAGUGGAGGCUCAGGCCGCCACGCACCGCGCCGCGUCCCAUUAUUUCCGCGGUCCGAUCAUUCGAUCAUUCUGAAUGGGGCGCCGGCACCGACUUACCCCACUCGGGCACAACCCCGACAUUCCGACCAAACUCUGACAUUUGAUGAUUGAUGAUUGAAACUAACCCCCCGAUUUUGUGUUUUGCAUGUGAUUACAGAUUCUCGUCAUUUGUACGACAGCUGUCCUACUACAAGUGAGUACCUCCCGUGGUGCACGUGACGGCGGCAAGGGCCGCGCGCCUGGCAGUCUGGCAAUUUCACAUGUCCAGAUGCCCGAAUAAGGCUGGGAGGGCACCGAACUGAACCCGUCGCGCCGAAUCACUGUCCCAGCUUCAAACGCCUCAGCGAUCGACGGCGCAGUGAUGCACGGAGAAAGCCUGGUGUCAAAGAAAACAUCCACUUUGGGUCAGUUUCUUCGCUUCAGUAUCAGUAGUAUCAGAGAUGCUUCAGGGCAGAAAGUGACCGUCGAGGAUACUCAAUGCCACUGCCCCUCUUCCUGCCACGGUCGCGUGACUCACUCUCAGGCACCCCGCGCGCGAUUUUUGGACAGGCAAUGCCGGCAAAGCCUUCGCGGUGAUGAUUCGCAAGAGUCGCAAGCGAAAAGACAGGGCCAGCGUCACCUCCAACUGCAGCACCUCCUACUCUCACAGCCCCGACGAUGGCGCCUUGUCCUCGGCCCAUUCUGGCGACUCGAACCGCCGCGACUCGGUCGCUUCGAUCGACUCGCACGGCGGACAUUCGACGAACAGCGACUACAUCACACAUCAGACGUCCCUCGCUGCAUACAGCCAGUUUCCGUCUAAUGCUCAGAAGCCAUCGUUCAUCAACCUCAACGCGCCGGUCCACGAGCAAGCCGUCUCGACCCUGCCCGUGUACCCCUCGCCGCUCUCGCCCUCCGCCACGACUCCAUACUGGACACACGAACACUCGCCCCUGGCCCAAGGCUCCCCCUACGCAACGCUGCCGGCCGGGUCAGACCGCAUGCCUCCGGGAGAAAAUGUCUUCUCCCACACGUUCGGUGCCGCAACGCGAGGAAUGACGGCUCCCAUGUCGAGCUAUUACUACCCGAACGAGGGCAAGCACGCCUCUUCGUCGAACCACCAAGCAGUAGCCUACUACCCAUCUCAACACGAGCGCUACAUGGCCGUCGACGCCGCCCGAUGGGGACAAGUCGACUCUCAGUCGUCCCUCUCUUCGGCGGCACUGCCUACUCCGCCGGAUUACUAUCUCCCUCCGUACAACCGACAGAGUUCGACCUCCCCGGGUUGCUCGUCGGGCCUCGUCCAUGCCGGUCACUACCUACCCCAUGCCCAGCUGGCGACGUCGACCCAUUACGACCCCAACUGA
Microbotryum saponariae is the source of this 1749-nucleotide messenger RNA. Lineage: Eukaryota; Fungi; Basidiomycota; Microbotryomycetes; Microbotryales; Microbotryaceae. The record is from the annotation of a GenBank genome assembly.